AUGGACAUUGAUGAACAUCAAGACCUGGAGCGCCGACAAAUCGAUAGUCUCAAAACUUGGGUCCAGAUUCACAACGGUAUGGACAGUCGACACAUCAACAAUGCUCUUCAAGGCUGGAUAGCCCACCGCUCGGGUAUCCUGGAAUCCACUACAACCUGGCUCGAGGUCCUCAAGCAUGCAUACGACAUUCUCGUUCCGCUUCAGGAGGAAGUUAACGAGCUGCUCACGCAGUAUUGUCACCUUGCAGCUGGUUCAUCGCAGAUCUCGCGGCUACUGGACACCAUGAUGUACCCACACGCUGGGAACCGAGAAAUGAUGCCGCUAGUGGUGCCAUUGUAUGAUCUUACCGAACUUGUAAGACAGACUGUGGAUGAGCUGCAAGGUCGUUUAGUUCAUCUCGUGCGGGCAAAGGCAAUAAAGAUGUCUCUGCGUGAUCGACUUCUCGAGACGAAGGGUCCGUUGGAGUGCAUAAUGCAGGACGAGUAG
Recurvomyces mirabilis is the source of this 486-nucleotide messenger RNA. RefSeq lists its product as uncharacterized. NCBI's taxonomy places the organism in Eukaryota, Fungi, Ascomycota, Dothideomycetes, Mycosphaerellales, Teratosphaeriaceae. The record is from RefSeq and is a predicted model, not a curated record. The transcript has a single exon. Bases 1 to 486 code for a protein of 161 amino acids.